This is a messenger RNA of Scophthalmus maximus (turbot), 4028 nucleotides long. It is a transcript of the gene sec23b, whose product is annotated as SEC23 homolog B, coat complex II component. The transcript is spliced from 19 exons. The record is from RefSeq and is a predicted model, not a curated record. The coding region runs from base 790 to 3090 and encodes 766 amino acids. Gene Ontology annotation, biological process: COPII-coated vesicle budding; endoplasmic reticulum to Golgi vesicle-mediated transport; COPII-coated vesicle cargo loading. NCBI's taxonomy places the organism in Eukaryota, Metazoa, Chordata, Actinopteri, Pleuronectiformes, Scophthalmidae. Gene Ontology annotation, cellular component: endoplasmic reticulum exit site; COPII vesicle coat. Gene Ontology annotation, molecular function: zinc ion binding; GTPase activator activity.
GCAUGGCUGCAAGUAAAGAUUGAGGUAUCCAAAUAUUAUAUUACAGUACCGUUAUCGUCUACAUGCAUCAUAUUCUACAUCAUGAUGACACAAAUUGUAUGUAAAAACAGAAUUAUGAUGGUCUAAUUGCUCUGACGUUUGAUUAUCAAUUAUUGAGAUUAAAAACAUUACAGCUAAACCCUUUAUUAUUUGAUUAUUUGCCAUACAGAAAAGAGGCAUCUGACAGCAAAUUUAAAACAAGUUAUUAAUGAUUACAAUAAAGUAAAUUUAAGUCUGACACAAUAACUGCCAUAUUUCCAGUAUGUAGUGAAUUAGAAAUAUCCAGAUGAAUUAGCCCGGGAUUUUGACGUAGUCUACAGUGACUAUAUUUACCCUGCUUCACUUUAUAUCAACAGUCAAAAGACAUAAAAUAAACAGGCGUUCGUCACAUAUCUUCACACUCCUACGCGUUGGGAGAACUUGAGAUGAGCAAAAAUGACAAGUCAAUAAUGAAAACUGCAUUUCCCAUGGUGCCCCUCGUCCUGCGUGCGGAAGCGUGCGUGGAGACGCCGGGGAAGGGCGAGCCAAUGGGAGACGAGUGAACUUGGAGUAACACGUCAGUGUAGUAAAGUGCAGACGCCGGCUGAUAGGGUGUGAUUCCCCCCUCACCGUCCGUCCGCCCUCCUGUGCCACUCAACCAUCCGUCGGCGUUUCGCCUCCAAAUGCUCUAGCUCGUUUCGAACACAGCGUCCCCCCCAACCCGUCGUUCGUGUCUACACCCGAGGCAAACCUCACAUCAGAAGCGUGGUGAUGGCGACCUACCAGGAAUUCAUCCAGCAGAAUGAGGACAGGGACGGCGUGAGAUUCAGCUGGAACCUCUGGCCCUCCAGCCGCCUGGAAGCUACCAGGCUGGUGGCCCCGGUCUCCUGCCUCUUCACACCGCUCAAGGAGAGGCCUGACCUGCCACCGGUCCAAUACGAACCAGUUCUGUGCAGCCGGGCCAACUGCAAGGCCGUGCUUAACCCACUGUGUCAAGUGGACUUCAGAGCAAAAAUAUGGGCGUGCAAUUUCUGCUUUCAGAGGAACCCAUUCCCUCCCUCUUACGCAGGCAUAUCAGAAGUGAACCAGCCGGCUGAACUCAUGCCUCAGUUUUCCACCAUUGAGUACAUAGUACAGCGCGGACCCCCAGCUCCCCUGAUAUUCCUGUAUGUGGUGGACACGUGUUUGGAAGAGGAGGACCUUCAGGCCCUCAAGGAGUCCUUGCAGAUGUCCCUCAGCCUGCUGCCACCCAACGCCCUGGUGGGCCUCAUCACAUUCGGACGCAUGGUCCAGGUUCAUGAGCUCAGCUGCGAGGGGAUCGCCAAGAGCUAUGUGUUCAGGGGCACCAAGGACCUGUCCGCCAAACAGAUCCAGGAGAUGCUAGGUUUAAUGAAGCCGGCAGCGGCAGGAAACCAAGGCCGACCUGCGGCUCCUCAGGAUGCUGCGGCAUCUUGCAGGUUCCUUCAGCCCGUGCACCGAGUGGAUAUGAAUCUGACGGACUUGCUGGGUGAGCUUCAGAGAGAUCCCUGGCCCGUCCCUCAGGGCAAACGUCCCCUCCGCUCCACUGGGGUCGCUCUGACUGUUGCUGUCGGCCUCCUCGAGGGUACGUUCCCCAACACAGGGGCUCGUGUGAUGCUGUUUAUCGGCGGGCCCCCCACCCAGGGCCCAGGCAUGGUGGUGGGCGACGAGCUGAAAACCCCCAUCCGCUCCUGGCACGACAUUCAGAAGGACAACGCCCGUCACCUGAAGAAAGCCACCAAGUAUUACGAAGCCCUGGCCAACCGCUCUGCAGUCAACGGCCACAACAUCGACAUCUAUGCUUGUGCCCUGGACCAGACUGGACUGCUGGAGAUGAAGUGUUUAUCUAAUCUCACUGGGGGCCACAUUGUGAUGGGAGACUCCUUCAACACUUCCCUGUUCAAGCAGACCUUCCAGAGAGUCUUCAGUAAAGACUACAACGGAGACUUCCGCAUGGCCUUUGGAGGCGUCCUGGAAGUCAAGACGUCCAGGGAGCUGAAGGUUUGCGGGACCAUUGGGCCGUGUGUUUCACUCAACUCCAAAGGUUCCUGCGUUUCAGAGAAUGAGAUGGGCAUCGGUGGCACGAGCCAGUGGAAAGUGUGCAGUCUCACCCCUUCCACCACUUUGGGCAUUUAUUUUGAAGUGGUGAAUCAGCACAACGCACCAGUCCCCCAGGGUGGCCGAGGGGCAGUCCAGUUUGUAACCCAGUACCAGCACUCCAACACCCAGAAAAGGAUACGGGUCACCACCAUUGCUAGGAACUGGGCAGAUGCACAGUCCCAGAUUCAGCACAUCGAGUCGUCGUUCGACCAGGAAGCGGCCGCCGUGCUCAUGGCUCGUCUGGGCGUCUUCAGAGCCGAGUCGGAGGAGGGGCCGGACGUCCUGCGUUGGCUCGACAGGCAGCUCAUCCGCCUGUGUCAAAAGUUCGGCCAGUUCAAUAAAGACGAUCCUUCAUCCUUCAAACUGUCAGAGUCUCUGUCCCUCUACCCCCAGUUUAUGUUCCACCUGCGGCGGUCGCCCUUCCUGCAGGUGUUCAACAACAGCCCAGAUGAGUCGUCUUACUACAGGCACCACUUUGUCAGGCAGGACCUCACCCAGUCCCUGAUCAUGAUCCAGCCCAUCCUCUACUCAUACUCCUUCCACGGACCACCAGAGCCUGUGCUCUUGGACAGCAGCAGUAUCCUGCCUGAUCGAAUCCUACUGAUGGACACUUUCUUCCAGCUUGUUAUCUACCACGGAGAGACCAUAGCCCAGUGGCGAAAGGCGGGCUACCAGGAGAUGGCCGAGUAUGAGAACUUCAAACAGCUGCUGCAGGCUCCUCUGGAUGACGCGCAGGAGAUCCUGCAGACGCGGUUCCCCAUGCCGCGCUACAUCGACACAGAGCACGGAGGCUCGCAGGCUCGCUUCCUGCUCUCCAAGGUCAACCCAUCACAGACCCACAACAACCUCUACGCCUGGGGACAGGAGACCGGAGCCCCAAUCCUCACUGACGACGUCAGCUUGCAGGUCUUCAUGGACCACUUGAAAAAGCUGGCUGUUUCCAGCUCUGCAUAGGCGUCUCUGUUCCACCACGAAGAAACAGGAGUGGUACGACAUUCCUCUUCUGAUAUUGGGAUCCAUCAACAUUUCCCCUGUUUUUUGUAAAAGGAGCCAAACCCAGAGUCUGUUGUGUGUGUGUGUGUGUGUGUGUGUGUGUUUGUUUGACUUUUUACAGUGUACUUUCUUGAGUCAUGUAACAUUUCCAUGAUGCAGAAGGGACAGAAGAAGGUAGAAGAUAGCACAUUCCUCAUAAGAAAAACUUCGACUCGUUUCCUUAAACGUGUUAUUUAUAAGAGACGGCUCCAACGCUCCCGCACCAAGCUGUCAUAACGAAAGCAAUAUCAAAGUCUUUCUAUUUUAUAUUUGAUAUCACCUCUGACAUGCAGAAUGAUUGGAACAAUUUUUAUGUUUUCUUUUUGUUUGUUUGUCCUCAAACGUGUAUCUGCUGCAUCAGACUUGGCUGAAGGUGCUGUUGAAUAAGACGCUUAUACGUGUUUGCUUUGUCUAUAGCUAAAGAUGACAUCUUUUCUCAUUAAUAAAUUAUAAUGGUACCUUUUAAUGCUGGAUGAGAAGUGUUCACACACACACACAGAGCGUAUCGGUCUACGCACUGACGGCUUGUUAAUCACUGCUGCGACGAAGAAAAAAAUCCUCAUGUCUUAUACCUUGAAUGUUUAACGAGAAAAAGACCCUGUGAGUAAUGAGUGUCGCUGUUCUGAGACAUGGAAGUCAAUCAUGUUGGCUGAAUGGAGACCGACUCUGCUUUCAAUGACGAACACUUGACAUUUAUUUUUAGAUCUGUAGUUUAGUCCCCUCACCAUCUGGAUGACUGCUGCCCAAGUGUCUUUGUAAUCAAACUUUAAUAUGCUGUAGGACUGUAUUAAUAAGACAGUUGUCUGAUUGAAAUCCUGUCUGGAUUCCUAAUGCUAUCCACAUAAAGAAAACUGAAAACA